ACAGCUGAUCAAAGCAAAUUUGUUUGUUUACUUGCAGGAAACCAAAAUAAUUUCUCGGUAAAAAUUGAAAAUUAUUGUUUUAUCUACAAAUAAAAAUGUCUGAAGAUAUAGUAUUUGAUUUUUUACAUGCUGAAAUUGUAAACUAUUGUUUAGAAGACAAUAAGGAAAACGAUUUUUCUACAUUGGAAUACAUAGGAUUUACAGCAGGUUUCCGUUUAAUAGAGCGCUUAACUCGUGAUGUGCCACGAUUUAAAGAUGAAUUGGAAACUAUAAAAUUUAUUUGCACUGAUUUUUGGACUAUAAUUUACAAAAAACAAGUGGAUAAUUUAAGGACAAAUAAUCAGGGAAUGUAUGUAGUGCAAGAUAAAGCAUUUCGUUUUUUGACCCGUAUAUCACCGGGUACCAAACAAUUGGAACAUGCUCCCAAGUUUGUGGCCUUUACUUGUGGUUUGGUUAGAGGAGCUUUAAGUAAUCUUGGUAUUAAUAGCACUGUUACAGCCGAAGUGCAAUCAAUUCCAGCUUGUAAAUUUCAUAUAGAAGUUAGUAGAGCUUAAUAAACAUAAAAAAAUAGUUA
Lucilia sericata (common green bottle fly) is the source of this 574-nucleotide messenger RNA. It is a transcript of the gene Trs33, whose product is annotated as trafficking protein particle complex subunit 6b. Gene Ontology annotation, cellular component: trans-Golgi network; TRAPP complex; cis-Golgi network. Gene Ontology annotation, biological process: endoplasmic reticulum to Golgi vesicle-mediated transport; regulation of GTPase activity. Lineage: Eukaryota; Metazoa; Arthropoda; Insecta; Diptera; Calliphoridae. The coding region runs from base 96 to 554 and encodes 152 amino acids. The transcript is spliced from 3 exons. The record is from RefSeq and is a predicted model, not a curated record.